AAUGACAUGACAUCGGAAAAUUUGGAAAUCCAUUGUUGAUUUGAUUGUUGUGUAUUUCUUUAUUUUUCAUAAAAAUACAAAAUACGUUAUCAACUUUCGUUGUAUUACAAUAAAGUAAAUCAUAGUUUUAUGACUUCUUUCCUUUAGAUUUUACUAAUUUUAGAAAAUGCAGUCUGAAGAGAAACGUUCCAAACAAAUGGUUGAUUUAGCUUCUUUGGAGCCAGCAGCUAGGGUUAAACAGCUGGCUAAUUACGGCACAAUGGUUGAAGUAGAUUUUAAUGUUCCUCCUAGAAGGUAUUAUCGAUCGGGGUUGGAAAUGGUGAGGAUGGCUAAUGUCUACCUAGCUGAAGGAAGCCUUGAGAAUGCUUACAUAUUAUAUAUGAAAUUCAUGACACUAUUCCUGGAGAAGAUCAGGAAGCAUCCAGAAUAUGCUACAGUGCCAGCACAAGUCAAAGCUGUAAACCAAACAAAGUUGAAAGAAGUAAUGCCUAAGGCUGAGAAACUAAAACAAAUUUUAUUGGAGCACUAUGCGAAGGAGCAUACUGCUUUCAAAGAAGCAGAGGUAAAAAGGCGUAAAGCUGAAGAAGAGAGGAAAAAGCAAGAACUUGAAGAUGCAAAGUUAGCCCAGCGUCUGCAAGCAGAUGAGCACAAAAGAGAAGGGUUUCACUCCACUCCUCAUCUAUCCCAUACAGAGGAUUGGGCUGUAGCCCCUUCUGCACCAUGUGUUGAUGAUGUUCUUUAUCCUGAUGACUUUGCGUCCACACCUCCACGAGCACCAGAUCACCAUUAUCAGCCAACACCACCCCUCAUACCACCCUCGAGACCACAUCAAGACAGCAGCGGUUUCCCGGCGUCUUUGCCGCCGCUGUCGGCGUCGCGGCGCGUGCGCACUGUCGUGGUGCCAGCGGCGCUGCUGGCUCGCUUCCUGCAGCUGGCCGCGGCAAAUACCGCGCGAAACGUGGAGACGUGCGGCAUACUCGCCGGCGUGCUGGAGCGGGACCAACUGAAGAUCACCCACGUGGUGGUGCCCAAGCAGACUGGAACUGCUGAUUCUUGCAGCACCAACAAUGAAGAAGAGAUAUUCCAUUACCAGGACCAGUACAACCUUAUCACUCUAGGUUGGAUACAUACACAUCCGACGCAGACCGCAUUCCUAUCUUCAGUGGACCUUCACACGCAAUGUUCCUAUCAACUCAUGAUGCCUGAAGCUAUCGCCAUCGUGUGCGCACCUAAAUACAACGAGACUGGCUACUUCGCUUUGACGGCAGAUGGCAUGGAGUUUAUCACAAACUGUAGACAGACCGGCUUCCAUCCACAUCCCAACGAUCCACCGUUGUUUUAUGACGUGAAACACAUCAAAUUAGAUAACGCCGCGCCCGUCGAGAUGGUCGACUUAAGAAGAUGAAUCUCUGGAGCCUGGUAACUAUGGCGUCUACUGACGGCAUUUUUAUGCACAGAUUUAAAUCUACACACACAUCUUGUUAGGGAGAGUUUUCAAUAUGCUUAUUUUUAUGGUAUCUUUCCCAACGGUAUAUUUUUGAUUUUUAAACAUAGUCGGUUUUACUACUAGAAAGUUAGACACUGUUUUAUAACGUGUUUAGGCAAUUUUGUAUGUUUUUUUUUUCUUUAACUCGUGUUGAACGCAUGUCUAACUUUUUUGUGGUAAUAAGAAUAAUUUAGAAACAAUAAUAAUAAAUAUUAUUAUGUAGUGCCUCUACCUUUCUCUGUCAAUGAGGCUAAAAUAUGUUACAAGCUUUAAUUAAUGCCGGAACUAACCUAUUAAACUUAUCAUAACUGUAAUCUAAAAGUGAGUUGGUAGUUAUAUUGUUACAAGCUUGAGAAGACACAGUCAAAUUAAUCGUUGUAGAUACUUUCUGACACAUGUGUGAAUUAAACAUUUUUGCACAUUCAUCUUUCCUUUGCACUUGGCUGUGUUCUACCAAAUAAAUUAAAAGAAUAGAAUAGAAAAAUAUUAAAGUAGGUAUUAAAUAAAAAAAAGAACAAAUUAAAACUUAAAUCCUACUAUACCAAAAUGGUUUUCGCUUAACAUAAUAACGCAACAAUCUGGUGUUGGUGUUCAAUGAAAUGAGACUCCCCGAUUGAAUUAGAUUGAUUUUUUAUUUAAGCUGUGUUAAUUAAAUGUCGAAAAAAAUACCUUAUAUUUAACUGAUGUUUCAACUUUAAUUUAGAUUCUUACACAUUAGAAUUCUAGUACAUAUUUUGCAUUAAUUGUUAUUGUAAAAUAGAAAACAUUUUAUUGGGUUAUAAACCUUACUGUUAUCUUUCUUAGGAUGAUUAUUUCAUUUAAAUGAUCGUUUUUCUAAAUUGAUUACAAUCACUUGUGUCUUGUCUAAGUUAUUUGUUAAUCUAUUUUCAUCAAACGUGUUAGUGGGUGAAGAAGUUUAUUUAUAUAUACCUAUUUGUUAUACUUACGAGAAAUUUGUUUAUACUUAGUUGACUAGAAGAAAAAUGUUUUGUUUAUAACAUUCAUGCAUUUAUUAUAAAGGAAAAGAUAUAAAUGGCACUCAAAAUACAAAAAAAAAUGUGUAAAAAAUCGUUAGCAAUAUUCCUAUUCCCUUUCGAGGCGGAUAUCAACAUGUUUUGUUUAAAUCACAUCUGCAAUUGCAUCACAAGCAACCGAACAACUAAGUUAUCUUUCAAAUAGCUAUUUAUUUACGUUCAUUGAACAUUAUUGUUGAACUUGUUUGUUUUGUUAUCUUGUCUAUUUCAGAGACUAUUAUUUGACUAUUUUUACAUUGAUUUACGGCAGUUAAAAGAUAAAAUAGAUAUAAACUACAAAUAUUAUAAGUAACGGUGUCCGCAUACAACACAUUUUUUAUUGUAAUAAAGGGGGGGACUAUUUUUACGUGUGACGUGCCUGAUUAGUUAAUAUGAAAUUCGUACAUAUUUCAUUAUUUCAUCGGAUAAAUAAUAGGAAACUUUAAUGAAUUAGCUGACACAUGCCAACCAGCACCCAUUUAGCCACCAUUUUUAUAAUAACUUGAUAGUGGAUAUUACUACGCUUAUUCUUCACGCAUAAUACAUAUUAUAUGAAUUUUAUCUCUUAUAUGUAUAAAGUAUGUAGUGGUUCAUAUUGUUAAAGAUGGUGUUACAAUUUUAUUUAAAAAAAUAUUUCGUAAUACGGAGCAGAAGAAAUUAUUUUCUUACACUAAUAUUGGUUCAGCUUAUAUUAUUUUUUAUUUAAUAUAACUAACUGUUGAUUGUGAUAAUUUAGGCAUUAGGCACAGCUGAAGACUGAAGCUUACACUUUUAGUAUUAAAGUUAAUAUUUAACAUAUAACUAUCUGUAUGAUAAUCAUAAAUAGAUGUGACUUCUUGUAUAAUACAAUAAACAUUUACUUCAGACUUACAAUCCAUAUAGAGGUGUUAGUAACAGGCGUAUUCUUAUUCUAGUGUAGUGUUACUUAAUGAAAAACAUAAUAUAAUAAAAAGUAAUCGAAAUAUUCUUUUAUGGCUACAUGAUAUAAUGUAUCAUCACGAUAUACUUACUGGCAAGUCUCGCAAACUCAUCAUAUAAAGCACCUCGCGCUACUUAUUGGCGGUCGUAUAGUACGACCACGACCAAGACCAGUGGCCGCAACGACCAGAUAAACUAACGUUAGCCGUUGCGGCCAAGUGAGAGAGAGGGAAAAUUUUUAUUAACCAAUGUGGUCAAUAAGCAAUCUACAUCACAAAAAAAUAACAUUUUGAAAAUUAUAGGUAAUGAAAAAUAGUUAUUUAUUAUACAAGAGUGGAAAGUUCCUUUUUAACCGCGUGCUCGAUUUGGAUGACCGAGCAAGCGAAGGAAACAAACGAGCACAAGGUGAAAAAUCUUUCCACUCGAGUGCAAUACGUAACUUUUCAUCCCACCUCAGCGAGGAAAUGACAAAAUGAAAAAGAAAACAAUUUAUAAUGACAAAAUAUUUAAGCAAUAAAACGUGAAAAACUAGAAUGGCGCGAAGCACGCAAAUAAAACAAAGAAACCAAGAAGGUUCCAAAUUUAAAUUUUUUCACAAUUUAAAAAGUUCUAAUCAUAAAUUUGGCACCAUAGAGGUUACAUUAAAUAGGUUUAAUGACGUUUUGAAUUUACAAUUAUAUUGAGUACUCAUUAUAUGUGAUGUUCUAAAUUCAAAUCUACUUUGCCGCUCAAGCGAAUAAAAUAGAAUUUUCCAGCCAGAUUUCGAAGCGCAAAAUUACACUUUCCGAGGUGGUGGGAUGAAAAAUAUAUUAUAUUACAUUGUCAUUUGUGGUCAAUCAGAACCCUGCCUCAGCAUAAUGCUGCCGCAACACGUCACAAAACGUGUCACAACAGUGCUGGUAUUCUGGCAGGGCCUGUAACUGCUGGUUCUUCA
Messenger RNA from Chilo suppressalis (striped riceborer), 4351 nucleotides. Lineage: Eukaryota; Metazoa; Arthropoda; Insecta; Lepidoptera; Crambidae. The record is from the annotation of a GenBank genome assembly.